GUCAGACGUCUCGAAUCUCCAUCCAAGCCGCGGCGAGCCCCAGUUACCGAGGUAUGCCCGACAGAUUUUCCAAUCUUGACGAGGCCCGAAGGUGGUGGGAUGCCGUUCAACAUUGGACGCUACAGUUCCCACGGGCAGUGGUGGCGCCCAUUGCCACAUCGCUAAGCACUUCCUCGCCUGCGACAGACGGCGACACGGUUGUGUUCCUCGGUUCCCGCGUCAUACCUGGGUUGGAGGACAUGCAGCGGGCCCAUCUGGGCACCUUGGAGCAAUGGAGCGCCGCGUUCUGGCUGGUUUUCUCGGCCGCCGAAGCGAACAAAGCCGCAGAUCCGUUGCCAUACCACCAGGCAGUGUCCAUCCUGCUCCAAUACAUACUGUCACUGGUGUGCGUUCGAUCGGUGUGUUUUGGUGACUCCGCUGCGUUGCAGGAGAUGACGGCUGCCUUUCGGGAUAUUGUGCGGCUUGCGGAGAUCAUGGUCUCGAAUCAGCCGAAGGGCCCGGGCAGCGCCAAGGUCUUCACCAUGGACAACGGGCCGACCUUGGCACUGUUUGUGGCGGCUACCAAGUGUACCGACUUGGGCGUGCGGGCGGAUGCCGUGGCGCUGCUGAACAGGUUCCCUAGAAGAGACGCCUUUUGGGACACGAUGGCUGUUAUGAAUCUUGCAACAUCAACCGUCAAUCCCGCUUGCGACCAGAACUGAUGUCAUGUGGUACCGGUGUCUGGAGUGUUCUAGUUGCGAUUGCCCAUCAAGUUGGAAAGCCAAUCGCACUGCCAGCUAGUAAGCCCAAAUUUGGGAAGUAGCACACGGCAAGGCACGGCGUGAUGUCCUCUCAAGGGAGAUGAUGGGCGGGCGAGAGGAGGGAUGCUCCAUUCGCCUUUCCUCGGGCGCAGGGGGGUAUUCCUUUGGAACGGGGCCUGGCUGAGGUCCAGGACCGAGCAGCGUCACGCCAAUGACCGCUAUCGUCCUUCCGAGGCCGCGCAUCAUCCCCAGUCGCACUCGGUGGCCGCUCAUCUGCCACCAAU
This is a messenger RNA of Lasiosphaeria miniovina, 1024 nucleotides long. RefSeq lists its product as uncharacterized. NCBI's taxonomy places the organism in Eukaryota, Fungi, Ascomycota, Sordariomycetes, Sordariales, Lasiosphaeriaceae. The transcript has a single exon. Bases 54 to 701 code for a protein of 215 amino acids. The record is from RefSeq and is a predicted model, not a curated record.